Messenger RNA from Xiphophorus maculatus (southern platyfish), 1061 nucleotides. RefSeq names its product poly(A) binding protein interacting protein 2 (gene paip2). NCBI's taxonomy places the organism in Eukaryota, Metazoa, Chordata, Actinopteri, Cyprinodontiformes, Poeciliidae. Gene Ontology annotation, biological process: negative regulation of translational initiation. Gene Ontology annotation, cellular component: cytoplasm. Gene Ontology annotation, molecular function: mRNA regulatory element binding translation repressor activity. The record is from RefSeq and is a predicted model, not a curated record. The transcript has 4 exons. The coding region runs from base 137 to 535 and encodes 132 amino acids.
GACGCAGUAGAUGUAAACAAACAGAAGCUAGCUGUGUGGCUCCGCUGCUCCUGGUGAGUCAGCGGCCCUCACGGCCAGCCUGGCCGCCCAGAGAGGCCUGACUAACGGCCACCUCCUUCACCCCGUCCGCAGAGACAUGAAGGACCCGACCAUCGGAACCACAUCCACCCCCACCGGUACCGGAGAGGUCGUCCUCAGCAGCCAGUUCGGUUCCGAGGAGGAUCCGUUUGCGGAAUACAUGUGGAUGGAGAACGAGGAGGAGUUCAACAGACAGGUGGAGGAGGAGCUGUGGGAGGAGGAGUUCAUGGAGCGCUGCUUCCAGCAGAUGCUGGAUGAGGAGGAGCAGUGGGAGUGGUUCAUCCCGUCCAGAGACCUCCCCCCCGGCGGCGUGGCUCAGCUGCAGGACCAGAUCAGCCUGCUGGUUCUGGACCCGGACGUUCACCCCGAUGCCUCCGACUUGGAAGUGGUGGUGAGGAGCAGCCUGAAUCCAAAUGCCAAGGAAUUCACUCCGGGGAUCCAGAAGCACAACCUGUGACCCCUUAGCCCCGCCCCUUCCUCCCCAGCCUGCUCUGUGACAUCAUCAGCAGGAAGUCCGCUGUUCUCCAGCCGCCGUUCAGACCUUCAGCCUCACGUGUUGCCAAAGUUCUGCUGUCGCCUCACAUCUCCUCACCACGUCUGCUGCCUCCCCUGGGGUCACCUGGGGUCACCAGUCUGUCUGAAACUCUCUGAAUGUAAACCAGAUCCUUCAUGUUUCUGUCACCUGUUCUCCCCUGAACCUUUGGAACCCACUCAAGACCGACCUCCAGGUUCUGUCCUGACUCUCCUCACCUGACCAGGUGUGAUGGAGUCUGGUCCAAUCAGAGUCCCACCCGACCCGGUUCUGUCAUUGUUUCCUCUCGUUUUUUCCCAGAAUCCUUUGCGUCGCUCUGCUGCUUUACUUCCUGACGUCUUUAAACUUUUUCUAAUGUUCUGUAAAAAAAAGUCUGAUAAAGAAAAAGAUGUAAAAAAAAAAAAAUCUAUUUUUUCUUAAAGUAGUGAUGAAAAUAAAUGUUUAUUGAGGA